AUGGGUUCGGAUUGCGAUAUGCUCCUGGAAACAUUGCAGAGGGUGAAACAACUCAACUUUUGCCCGAAUCGCAUAUGGGCUGUUGCAGGGGAGAAAUUACCGGAGCUUGUGCCAGAUUUCGACAUAAUCCCAGGAACCGGAGACAAUCUUGACGAGCAUGAGAACUACAAUGAGCAUAACGAGUGCACACCCAAUUUUUGCGAAUAUUCUCAGCGUGAUUUUACAGCUGUUCAGCAGCGUCAUGAGUGCAAGGAGGCUAACUGUCGACAACUGCGUGACCGUUUUUCGAGGGUUAUGCUAGAGAGAGCUGUACGCAAUGGAAAGCCAACGGUGUGGAAUUUGGCUGGAGACUGUUUGCUCGAACCUCCUCAGCCAUAUAUGGCUAUUUCUCACGUUUGGUCGGAUGGAACCGGAACCGGAGCCUGGAAAGACGGCGAUGUCAACGAGUGCCUGUAUACAUUUUUCCAAGAUAUUGCAAAACAAUUCCAAUGCGACGGAAUAUGGUGGGACACACUGUGCAUUCCCCGUGAAAAGGCAGCCCGUAUCAAAGCUCUCCAACAGAUGCAGACCAGUUACGAGGACGCCCGAAUCACCUUAGUGCACGAUAGUUUCCUCCGAAACUGGGAAUGGGAUCCUAAAACCGCAUGUUUUGCCAUACUGAUGUCGCCUUGGUUCAGCCGAGGCUGGACCGCUUUGGAAUUGACCAAGUCGCGCAAAGUAAAGGUGAUCUUCAGAGGAUAUCGUGGCCCUAUAAUCAAGGAUCUUGACGAAGAGAUUCUCGGAAAGGAUGACGACCCUAAUGGCCCCCGUAAGGAAGCAUCUUGGAUUAUUAGGAAUCUCCGGAAGAAAUUCACGACACUAAAUGACCUCUUGACUGUGUUGAGCUCGCGGUAUACGUCUUGGCCUAAGGACAUAGCCAUCAUCUCUGCACUCUUAGUGGGCAUUGUACCAAAUGAGCGACAGCAGGACACUUAUAAGAGUAUUUUGACAAAAUUCGGCCGGCUUUCGCCAGGACACCUCUUUCAUAACUCCAUAACGAUGUCCAAAGGAUUCAGCUGGUGUCCGGCCAAACUAUUUGACAUGCCUUUAGACUCCUCUGACCCCAGUUUAACUAUUUCUGAAGGCGGCGACGUCCAAGGGAAGUGGCGUAUUAUUCCUGUUGGGGCCGAACUCGAAAUGAACUGCUGGUGGGGUAGCACGCAUUCUCUGAUAAGACGGCAGCUCAAAUAUGCCCUUACCAGAAACCGUCAAGACUGCCACCUCUUAGCCGAAUGCGGUACUGUGCCGAUAGGAAGGGCUUUGCUUGUGAGAAAAAUGCAAGGGACCUCCCGCUACCAAUAUAUUGGUGCGGUGUACCUCCGUCAGGAGCUAAGGGAGAAGAAUGAUCAAUGGAUCGAAACGACAGUGACAAUAUCAGGUUAUCGUGAUGACAUGGAAAUGAGUUCUGUUCAUCCAGGUAAUAAUCAACCAGGAGACAAGGAAGACGCAUCCCAUUUGAAUCUGGAGAAAGAGAAUCCGUCAAACGUUACUUCUAAAACCGAGAGACUUCACUGUGCCAUAUGGAGAGGGGAUUACCACACAUUCCACAAGCUAAUCGAAGAGUCCAGCCUGGAUGUCCCGGAUCAACUUGGCCGGCGCCCUCUACAUCUUGCAUCGGAACGUGGACACAAGCAGAUGGUCGAAGAUUUAGUACGUUAUAAAGUUGAUUUGGACGUACGGUGCGAUAAUGGUCAGACUGCGUUGCAUCGCGCUGCUUGGGCUGGCUCCACUGCCGUCGUGAGAGUCCUGCAAGAUAGAGUCGAUGAAAUGGCAAAGGACAAGGCUGGUAAUACUGCAUUGCAUAUAGCAGCGCAGAUGGGAUUUGCGUCCGUUGUGAAAUUGCUUAUUAAGAAAAGCCCUGUUAAUAUGGAGGGCUAUAACAAUUUGACGCCCAUUCACUUCGCGGUGAUGAACGAGCAUAGGACAGUGGUGGAGUUGCUCAAAGAUGCCGACGUUGAAGCUAAAGAUUAUAUGAUUGGUUGGACAUCGCUACAUUGCGCAGCCGAUAACGGGGACCAAGAUAUAGUCAAACUACUGAUUCACCGCGGCGCGGAAGUCAACGUGCAAGACGAUCGAGUAGGUUGGACACCUCUACAUCUGGCGGCAAUGAAUGGGCACAGGCUGGUCGUUGGUCUUCUGCUCAGGAACGGCGCCAAAAUUACGAUUAAAGACAAAUACGACUGGACACCUCAACGAUUCGCUGAAAUAAAUGGACACACAGAGGUAUUUAAGCUACUGCACGAUAAGAGCGCCGAUGCUAUCUUCGCAAAUGAAGUACGUUGGACACCUCUGCACUGCAAGGCGAUAAACAACGAGCGGGGGUUCGUCAAAACACUGGCAUACAGCGGUUCUGAGGUCUUUUUCAGUGAGAAGGAUAAAAGCUGGACGCCACUGCAAUUCGCGAUAGAGAACGGACUCGAAACCGCGAUCCGACGGCUGCUUGAGGUGGGCUUCAAUAUCAAGACAAAGUAUGGCCAGACGUCGCUACACUGGGCUGCCGAGCACGGGCACAAGGCGUUCGUGCGGCUGAUGCUCGAGAAGGGUGUUGAUAAAGAGGCCGAAUCCCUGUUUGGCGGAGCGCCGCUGCACUGUGCCGCCGAGCGCGGCUAUGGUGAAGUUGCGCAGCUCCUCCUUGAGGCAGGCGCCGAUAAGGACUCUAAAGCUCGGGAUGGGUGCACACCGCUGCAUAGGGCCGCGUCAAACGGGCACGAAGUGGUAGUGCGGCUCCUCCUUGAGGUUGGCGCUCACAGAGAGGCUAAAACCCGAGAUGACCGCACACCUCUACAUAAGGCCGCCGAGAGCGGGCACGAGGCAAUCACGCAGCUGCUGCUUGAGAACGGCGCGGAUAAGGAAGCUAAAGACGCAGAUAACCAAACGCCGCUGCAUGACGCCGCUAAGAGCGGACACGAGGCGGUCGCGCGGCUGCUAGUCAAGGCGGGUGCCGACAAGGACUCCAAAGCUCGAAAUGGCAACACGCCGCUGCAUAGGGCCGCGUCUGGCGGGUAUGAAGUGGCAGUGCGACUCCUUCUUAAGGCAGGCGCUUUCAGAGAGCCAAAAACUCUAGAUGGCUCCACGCCACUGCAUAACGCCGCCCAGGCCGGGCAUGAAGUAGUCGCGCGGCUGCUACUCGAGGCAGGCGUCGACAAGGAAGCAAUACGCUGGGAUGGUUGUACGCCGCUGCAUAGGGCCGCCAUAGGCGGGCAUGAGGCAGUAGUGUGGCUGCUACUCGAGAAUGGCGCUGAUAAAGAAGCUAUAGCUUGGAAUCGCCACGGCGUUUUGCAUUGCUGCACUCCGUUACAUGGAGCCGCCAUAGGCGGUCACGAGGCAGUCACGCAGCUGCUACUAGAGAAGGGCGCCGACAUGGAGGCUAAAGACUCGGACGGCUACACGCCGCUGCAUAGAGCUGCUAUAGGCGGGCACGAGGCAGUCGCGCAGCUGCUACUCGAGAAGGGCGCCGACAGGAAGGCUAAAGACUCGAACGGCUGCACGCCACUGCAUAGGGCCGCGUCUCGCGGGCAUGAAGUGGUAGUGCGGCUCCUUGAGGCCGGCGCUCACAGAGAGGCUAAAGCCCGAGAUGAUCGCACACCUCUACAGUCAUAUUCGAAAUCAGUUUUAACUCCACACUCUUGCGUCUUGAUUCACGAACCCUAA
Molecule: messenger RNA, 3690 nt
Organism: Penicillium mononematosum
Lineage: Eukaryota; Fungi; Ascomycota; Eurotiomycetes; Eurotiales; Aspergillaceae
Exons: 1
Coding region: 1-3690 (1229 amino acids)
Cellular component (GO): cytoplasm
Molecular function (GO): protein binding
Source: RefSeq, a predicted model, not a curated record